GCUCUUUACGUGUCUUGAAAGGUGGGCCUGGGUUGGCUGGAUUAUCCCAUUCAAUUAUAGGUCAGUGCCAUCAGAUGGCAUCAGCUGCGCGCUACAUGCUUGCCAGCCUCGCCGCUGUGUGACUGUUUGUCUGCAUCUGGUGGCCGACGUGAGACCGACACACGCCACUCCCGGAUCAUCAGCCUUCCCCCCACCUGCCCCAGUCACCUAGACCCGUUUUCAAGCCCACGUGAACCAGCCUCGAUUCAGUCCGAAGAGUCUACGGUCCGGCUCAACCGUUGUCAGUCCGAAGAGUCUACGCCUUUGACCCGGCCUUUGAUCCGGCCUUUGAUCCCAUCAGGGCUCUAUUCGCUGGAUUGGGCCCCUCAUCGCCGGACACAGUAUUUCAAAUUGUCUAGCCGUUUAGGCCAGCCUUCAUGGCUUGACGGACGUCCUUCUGUGUCCAUCCCUCCGGUUUGCGCCCACCCCCUCGUAACCCCGCCUAAGCCAGGGCCGAUUUGGGGUCAGCCGCUGGUGUCGGGGCUUGUCGGGGCGUCGAGGACGCGAUCGGUCUGGUCUCCUCCACCAACUGGGUCAAGAGGGUACACGGCCAUUCAGGCCAUUCAGACUAGUCAGACUAGUCAGACUAGCGGGGGUCCGGCCAAGGAAAGCGUGAGUGAAGCGUGAGCGGCCCAACAACAUCCUGACCUGCCCCAAUCCCAUCAUUGACUGAAAGGUCCGUGCACGGGGGCGUGCCCGGGGUGGGUGAACCGGUCCUGGACCCACGCACGAACUGAGGGUCUGCCUUCCUCCUUGAUUGAUAGCAGCUGGCAUUUCACUAACCGGUUGGCCAAUCCACCAUGGCCAAAAAUCACAAUUCGGCGGCCUCGGCCGUGGGCGAACGCCGUCUACGUCCCAUUUACGAUUGGUUGGACCACGGCAACAACAAACGCGCUUGGCAGGAAGCUGAGAAGGUGCUCAAAAAGCAGCCAGACUUUCCUUGCGGACGGGCCCUGUUGGCCUUGGCCUUGGUUCGCCUCGGCCGUGAUGUCGAAGCCCAACGCGUCCUCCGUGACCUGGCUCAUACCGGACCCACAGAAGAUGCCACCCUACAGGCCAUGACCAUCGCUUAUCGAGAACUUGAGUCGGUGGCUGACAUUUGUCGCAUGUACGAGAUCGCCACACAGAAAGAGCCCAACAAUGAAGAUCUGCUCUCGCACUUGUUCAUGUCCUACGUGCGCGUAUCCGAUUAUAAGAAGCAACAACGCACCGCUCUUCAGUUAUUCAAGGUUCAGCCCAAGAACCCGUACUACUUCUGGGCCGUCAUGUCGGUGGUGCUUCAGGCCUCGGCCGAUCCUCAGGGCACCACGGCCCAAACUCUAAUGUUCCCUUUGGCUGAGCGGAUGAUCAAAAAGAUGCACGAAGAGAACAAACUGAACCGCGAGCAAGAGACCCACUUGUUCUUGCUCGUGCUCGAGCUCCAGGACAAAUAUGCCGAGGCUUUGGAAAUCUUGGAAAGUCCCUUGGGCAAGGCACUCAACGAGAGCACGUCUUACCUUCAUUUCUUCAACUUCAAAAAACUCGAGUAUCUGAAGGCCUUGAAACGCUGGCCGGACAUUAAUCGAUUAGCUCAAACCAUUCUGGUUUCUUUACCGGACCAAUGGAAUGUUUACGUGGACUUGGUCGAGUCCGUGUUCGAGUUGGAAGCCUUGGGCACACUCAACACGUCUCUAGAUAUCAUCUCUAAUGUGGAUCUCUUAUUCAAGUACUUACGCACUAUCCAAUCCUCGGACAUACGCAGCCGUGGGCCGUUUCUAGCCGAGAUGGAGGUGCAAUUGAGGAUGAUUCAACGAGAGCCCACACGCCCUGAACUAAUGACCGGACUACAAACAUUGCUCUAUCACUACUUCGACACAUUUUCCUCGCGUGGGUGUUGCUUCUCGGAUAUGCGGCCUUACCUCGAGCAUCUGAGUCAACAGGAAGCCGACAUCUUGAUACCUGCUCUCAAACUGCUCUCUUUGGUGCCACCGCAGGAAACUUUCAUACCGAUGGGAGCUGUGACACGGUUGGUAAGCUGCUAUCAAGUCCUACGCUUUUGUGAGGCCACCCGCCCCAUUUCCAUGGACGAACACGUAGAUUUGUUGGUGAGUCAAUUCAACUUGUGCCAAGGUGCAGUUCUCGAUGUGGCCCCCACCGAAUCUCGACCACCGGAUAUGUUCAUGGUUAUGGCUGCCCAUCAAUUGUGGUCUGAAUGGCGAAACACAGGCCAGGAUCGAUGGUUUCUUAAGGCCAUCACGCUUCUCGAGUUUGCUCUCCAAUUUAGUCCGAACAAUUUCCAUAUCCGCCUGGUGCUGAUCAAACUGUACAAUGAAGCCGGGGCCGUGGGAUGCGCUUUUAACGCUUACAAUGGUUUAGAGCUCAAGCACAUUCAAUUGGACUCAAUGGGUUAUUUGAUCAUUCGGGCACUCCAGAUUUGUGGUCACUUCGAAUCUACCUUCUCUUUGGUGGGAAGCACUCUCAGAUUCUUCAACAGUAAUCAGAAGGAUAUUGUCGACCAUAUUAUUUCGGCGUAUCGAUUUGGCUCCUUCGAUAAGAUCCGGGAAUUUGUGAAGCUUCGUGAUCGUUUAGCCAAUUCUCAACACAACUUGAGUCUCAAAACGGAACGAAUCUUGUUGGAUCUACUCACCGAGACCACAAAACAUGCUCAAACUGUUCAAAUGAUGUCGUAUCUCGAAGUGGAUCCCAAUCAGGAUGAGAUUCCAUGGGAAAAACUCGUUGACAACCGUGAUUUCCAAGUGUCUGUCUCUUGGGAAAAGUCAGAAAUCUUGAAACCUGAAACGAUCAAGACAGACUUCCAGGACGAUCAGAACUUCCUCCGCCUCCGCUCCUUGUGCCUUCGUGUGUGCGUGGCUUUGAUAUACUUAUCCGAGGAUAUCCACCCGGCUCGCGAAAUCCUUGGCGAAGAGCCCUCCAAUCUCAAAGUCAACCAUCCCAAUGAUACCAGCACCAACGCCAAGCCAUCCCAAGUCAAAGCCGAGAAACUGAGUGCCUUGGUCAGGUCGUUGAUAGCGCAAAUCGAGAGCGUUCUCGAAUCCCUUCAGAUAGAAGGACCGGCGCCAGUGUUUCUCACGGGUCCAUGUCCCACUCGUCUUCAUCAGUACGUACUGCAAGGCCAUCCUCAGACAUUUGUUCGCAUGGUCAAGGCCGUGUUGAGCGUGCAAGCCUUCAUCUUGGCCCGUCCAGGGAAUACCCAGCACGGAUCCCACAACCUUCUGGAGGAUGAAUCCCCACUAAUUCGUGCUUUAGCCGUGUUUCGAGACGAGUUUGAGCCCAUGGUCGCACGAACGCUCAAAGACUUUCCAGAUUUUGCGGUCAGGUGCUUAAAUCGCCGUUUGCACUUGGAGAAUCUCUACAAUGUGAUCGAGAGUGGCAAUUUCUGUUGCCUCCUUUGGGGCGUUUGUCAUUCGUUGUUGAUACCCGUACUGAAGGGAGGAAGUGGUACGUCAGGCAAACGAAGCAAAAAGAAAAAGGAACAGCAACAACCCAAGUCACCUUUAUCCUCAGCGUCGAUCGACGAAGCUAAUGUAGGGGAAAAUUAUCGGCACCAAUUCAACACGACUCAACAAAGCCUCGUGGAGGCCAUGUCCUCCUUGACCACCUUCACUCACGGCCUCAGACCGACCAACCAUAAGGCAGCCGCAGCGGAAGUAGAAGCGGCUGCGGUAGCCACAUCCGCCGCCGCCUCGCUAGCUUCGUCCACCGAGCAACUUGCCGAGAACCUGGAAAAGUUGUCUCUGGCGAAUAAGGAGGCGAUGAAGAAUGGCUCCUCAAGCAUUGAAGGAACCACCUUCGAAGAGGAGGAGACGCAGGCGGGCGAAUUUAACACCAGCCACGGCUCUACCCGCCCUGCGGAUGAGCCGCUGCAAUAUCAAACGUUAAGGGAGUUGCCUCUAGAUCUUUGUCAACGCAUCGAGGACAGCUAUGAAGUGUCUUUCUCUCAAUUUGCCGGACUCCUCGAACGGAAAGUGUCCUAUUUGCGAGCGUUAACUUUAUAACGAAGUGAAAUGAGGCCCAUUGCGUGCACACUCACUGAUCCAAUGUCAACCAAUGCCAUCGCCAGACCCUUCGUCCUCUCCAUCCUCUCCAUCCAUCCAACCAUCCAUCCAUCCAUCUAUGCAACCAUGCAUCCAUUCAUUCAUCUCCAGCCAUUGGAACACAACAGUUCAAGGCGUCUGGGCUGAUUCCUGUUUGACUUGAUUAUUUGCGACCAAUUUGUCAUGUCUAUUGCUUUAAAAUUGGUCAAACGAUGAAAAGGAAGAUACUAAUAGAGAACGAGUACGGUCUUGAAUUAGAGUGUGA
Messenger RNA from Tigriopus californicus, 4338 nucleotides. It is a transcript of the gene psidin, whose product is annotated as N-alpha-acetyltransferase 25, NatB auxiliary subunit-like. The transcript is spliced from 12 exons. NCBI's taxonomy places the organism in Eukaryota, Metazoa, Arthropoda, Copepoda, Harpacticoida, Harpacticidae. Gene Ontology annotation, molecular function: protein binding; protein-N-terminal amino-acid acetyltransferase activity. The record is from RefSeq and is a predicted model, not a curated record. Gene Ontology annotation, cellular component: cytoplasm; NatB complex. The coding region runs from base 840 to 4034 and encodes 1064 amino acids. Gene Ontology annotation, biological process: N-terminal peptidyl-methionine acetylation.